CAUUUCCAACUAGCUGGCGGGGGCGGAAGAUGGCGACGCCCCUCGGGUGGUCGAAGGCGGGGUCAGGAUCUGUGUGUCUCGCUUUAGAUCAACUGCGGGACGUGAUUGAGUCUCAGGAGGAACUAAUCCACCAGCUGAGGAACGUGAGGGCGCCCCUUCUACUCCAGCCCCAGGCCCUCCCUCAGCCAGGCUCUGUUGCAGAUGGUUCUCCAGGACGAAAAUUUUGUCAGUAAAGAAGAGUUCCAGGCAGUGGAGAAGAAGCUGGUGGAAGAGAAAGCUGCCCAUGCCAAAACCAAGGUCCUCCUGGCCAAGGAAGAGGAGAAGUUACAGUUUGCCCUCGGAGAGGUAGAGGUGCUAUCCAAGCAGCUGGAGAAAGAGAAGCUGGCCUUUGAAAAAGCGCUCUCCAGUGUCAAGAGCAAAGUCCUUCAGGAGUCCAGCAAGAAGGACCAGCUCAUCACCAAGUGCAAUGAGAUUGAGUCUCACAUUAUAAAGCAAGAAGAUAUACUUAAUGGCAAAGAGAAUGAGAUUAAAGAGUUGCAGCAAGUUAUCAGCCAGCAGAAACAGAUCUUCAGCCCACCACCAGCCGGCUCCGUUGCAGGAAUCACAUGUCUGACUUCCGGAUCCAGAAGCAGCAGGAGAGCUACAUGGCCCAGGUGCUGGACCAGAAGCAUAAGAAAGCCUCAGGGACACGUCAGGCCCGCAGCCACCAGCAUCCCAGGGAAAAAUAAAAUGGCCGCCGCUUUCCUGUUCUCUGGCUGUAAUCCCCAGCCUCUGCCUUCUCUGCUCUGGGAGUCCCCAGCCUCUAGCCCCUGCUACUUCCCUCCCUCUUGGAUAGUGGUAGGGGUCCACAAGGUGGGGGCUUGUAGCCUAGGGGAGGAGCUGGGUCUUUGUUGUCUGGUAGGCACCACCGCUUCCUUUGGGUAUUUAAUCCCUUCCUAUAUAAACAGCCCUGGUUACCCAGUAAUAUUCCACCCCACUCCCAGUGUCCUGGUAAAUUUAACUUCCCAACUUGACUACAGGGCCGGAAGCCCUGACCAGAAACUUCAAAGACAGUGGGUUCCAGAACCACAAGGAAUUUGGGAAGUCAGUUUCCAUCACAUGACAAUAAUGUUAUACCUGCAAAUUGCAUUUGCACCUGCUGACACCUCCCCCAAACGGGAGCUUCACAAUGGGAGGAAGAGAAAAGACAAUGCUGUGUGUGGUUUUAAGGUGGAGAAACAAUCUGGGAAGGGACCUCAAUUUGCACAAGUUGCACAGGCAGGGCUGGAUGGGAUGGAGCAGCAACAUUUUUUCAGAAGCCAUCACCGAGUGCCCCCUAGGUGAUCAUGGGGACACACCCAGGCAGAGGACCCACUUCAGGGGUCAGAUUAGCCCAGUGUAGCCUGUCCUGGGUCGGUUUGAGGCCAAGUGCACAGGAGGGGGCAGUGCUCUUGCUCCAGGGCCAGCUGGGGCCUGAGUCAUAGCAGGACCUUGAAGCCAGAAGUUUAAGGGCAAGUGGUGCCCACAGUUGUAAGACAAUGACAGGUGGUGGUUGCCUCCCCACCAGCGCCUGUCCCCAGGGCAGGUCCUAAGGCUGUGGGGGCUGAAGUUAGGGCCUUGUGAAUACCUGGGGGAGCACAGGGCUGUUCUGGCCGCAGGGGCCUUUGGAGCUGGGACCACAAGCUACUUCGAAGCUUCCUGUAGGACCCCACAUCGGUAUCCAGGGCCUGUUCUAGGUGCUGAGGCAGACUGAAAGCUAGAGCUGUCCACUCCAGCUCCUUCCAAUAGGUCCCACCGAGGGCAGUGGGUCCAGCCAGUGGUAGUACCUUCCUGAGGCCCUGAGGAGUCAGGGAAGCCUCUAGCGGUGCUCCUCACUCUACUGAAGGGGAUCAGGAAGAGUGUAACUGGGGUCAAGAAAGGUGGUGUGUGCACCCUUAAGAGCUCUAGCUGAGGCCAGCAAUGGCAAUGGGGGUCCCCUGCAGUGAUGCUAAGGCACCCGGGGCUGAGGGGAAGAUGAAAUUGCUGGCCCUACCUGAGUCUCCUGGCCUGAAGGUCUGGUUCACCCGCUCACAGCCUGAACUGCACACAGCAGUGCCUGACUUCAGGCGGAUCCCUGCUGGGCUUCAGUUUCCUCACCUGUGAUAGGUGGAGUUGGGCCUAACUCCUGGCUCCAAGGCUUUGAAAGUUGGGCCUGCCAUUCCCUCACCUGCCUGUCAGCCAAAGCUUGGAGCCCACCCCAGGUACUCCGGCUUGUGCCUGAGAAGGGGGUUAGUUGGGCAUGGGGGCUGGACAGGGAAGGGUGCAGGGCCCAGGUCUUUUCUGCUGCCGGCGCCGCUGGCUCAGGAGUGGACGCGGCCGCUUUAAGGCGCGGUGACCCCCACGGCAUCCUCGGGCGGGGCGGGGACAGUGCCGGCGCCACCAGCGGAGGCGAAUGCGAGGGAGAUAGUGCACGGCGUCCGGCCCCACCAUGCUGACCGCGCUCGCCCCGCCAGCCCUGCCUGGGAUCCCGAGGCAGCUGCCCACGGCCCCCGCGCGGCGCCAGGACUCCUCCGGUUCGUCAGGCUCCUACUACACGGCUCCAGGUUCUCCGGAGCCCCCGGACGUUGGGCCGGACGCGAAAGGCCCAGCGAAUUGGCCCUGGGUGGCUCCUGGGCGGGGGGCGGGCGCGCAGCCUCGCCUGUCCGUCAGCGCCCAGAAUAGCCGCCAGCGGCACGGGCCCGGCUCGGGUUUCCCGCGAGGCCCAGGUUCCGGCCCACGGCCACCCCAGCCCCAGCUGCGCACGCUGCCGUCGGGGGAGAUGGAAGUCAUCUUCGGCGUCGGACCCCUGUUCGGCUGCUCCGGCGCAGACGAUCGCGAGGCGCAACAACAGUUCACGGAGCCGGCCUUCAUCAGCCCCUUGCCGCCGGGGCCAGCGUCUCCCGCCGCGGUCCCACGCCAGUCCCAGGUCCCCGAUGGUGGCUCCCGCUGGGCCACCUACCUAGAGCUGCGGCCCCGUGGGCCAAGUCCUGCCGCCCCAGCGCAGUUCGAGUGUGUGGAGGUGGCUCUGGAGGAGGGCGCCGCGCCCGCCAGGCCCCGGACAGUGCCCAAGCGUCAGAUCGAGCUGCGCCCCCGGCCCCAGAGUCCCCCAAGGGCGGCCGGCGCGCCGCGCCCCCGGCUGCUCCUGCGCACCGGUUCCCUGGACGAGUCGCUGGGCCCCCUGCAGGCCGCCGCGGGCUUCGUGCAGACGGCGUUGGCCAGAAAACUGAGCCCCGAGGCCCCGGCCCCGAGCAGCGCCACCUUCGGGUCCACGGGGCGGUCGGAACCUGAGACCCGGGAAACGGCCCGCAGCACCCACGUGGUCCUGGAGAAGGCUAAGUCUCGGCCACUUCGCGUACGAGAUAAUUCGGCCCCCGCCAAGGCCCCGAGGCCGUGGCCCAGCCUCCGCGAGCGCGCGAUUCGGCGCGACAAGCCUGCGCCCGGGACGGAGCCGCUGGGUCCUGUUAGUUCCAGCAUCUUCCUUCAGUCAGAGGAGAAGAUCCAGGAGGCGCGGAAGACUCGGUUCCCGCGAGAGGCGCCGGAUCGAACUGUUCAGAGGGCACGGAGUCCGCCUUUUGAGUGUAGGAUCCCCUCGGAGGUUCCGAGUAGGGCUGUGAGGCCAAGGAGCCCGUCCCCGCCACGGCAGACUCCAAAUGGGGCUGUACGGGGUCCUCGCUGCCCGUCGCCCCAGAACCUGUCCCCGUGGGAUCGGACUACUCGGAGGGUGAGUAGCCCAUUGUUCCCUGAAGCCUCCUCCGAGUGGGAAAAUCAAAAUCCUGCCGUCGAGGAAACUGUCAGCAGGAGAAGCCCUUCCCCUCCGAUCCUUUCCCAGUGGAAUCAGUGUGUUGCUGGGGAAAGGAGCCCGUCCCUCGAAGCCCCUUCCCUGUGGGAGAUUCCACAUUCGGCAGUCGCGGAUGCGGUGGAGCCACGUAGCAGCCCGUCCCCGCCGGCCUUCUUCCCGUGGGAGGCUCCAGAUCGUCCUAUUGGAACUUGGGGCCCAUCUCCCCAAGAGACAUGGGAUCCCAUGGGGCCGGGCUCAUCGAUAGCAUUUACUCAGGAAGCUCAGAAUGGGUUAACUCAGGAGGAGUUGGCACCGCCUACACCGUCCGCACCCGGCACUCCAGAACCAACAGAGAUGCAGAGUCCAUCCACGCGGGAAAUUUCAGAUCUUGCCUUUGGAGGGAGUCAGCAGUCCCCAGAGGUAGCAGCACCCGAGCCGCCCGGCAGCCACCCUGUGGGCACCCUGGACGCGGAUAAGUGCCCGGAAGUCUUGGGUCCUGGAGAGGCGGCCUCGGGACGCCCGCGCAUGGCCAUUCCGCGGCCUCGAGACGUGCGCAAGUUGGUGAAGACCACGUACGCGCCAGGCUUCCCGGCAGGAGCACAAGGCUCUGGGCUGCCUGCGCCUCCUGCCGACCCCUGCGGGGAGGAGGGCGGCGAAUCCAAGACGCAAGAGCCGCCAGCACUGGGGCCCCCCGCCCCGGCUCACUACACUUCCGUUUUCAUCAAGGAUUUUCUACCGGUGGUGCCGCACCCCUACGAGCCUCCUGAACCGUCCUUCGACACGGUCGCCCGGGACGCCUCACAGCCCAACGGGGUCCUGCGGCGGAGGGCAGAGAACAGCACGGCGAAGCCCUUCAAGCGCACAGAGAUCCGCCUGCCUGGGGCCCUGGCCUUGGGUCGCCGGCCCGAGGUAACCUCGCGAGUGCGAGCGCGCGGCCCUGGAGGAGAGAACAGGGAUGUAGAGGCCCAGCGCCUGGUCCCCGACGGCGACGGUCGGACCAGCCCUCUAGGCGGCGCCCGCAGCUCAUCCCAGCGCUCCCCCGUAGGGCCAGCAGGGGUCCGAUCGCCCCGCCCCGGCUCCCCUCAGAUGCAAGCCAGCCCGAGCCCUGGGAUAGCACCCAAACCGAAGACACCACCUACGGCCCCCGAGCCCGCGGCUGCCGUCCAGGCGCCACUCCCGCGGGAGCCCCUGGCGUUGGCGGGCAGGACGGCCCCAGCCCAGCCCCGCGCUGCCUCGGCGCCUCCCACGGACCG
Messenger RNA from Homo sapiens (human), 5028 nucleotides. It is a transcript of the gene SPATA24, whose product is annotated as spermatogenesis associated 24. The record is from RefSeq and is a predicted model, not a curated record. Lineage: Eukaryota; Metazoa; Chordata; Mammalia; Primates; Hominidae. Bases 202 to 1323 code for a protein of 373 amino acids. The transcript has 6 exons. Gene Ontology annotation, molecular function: DNA binding; identical protein binding. Gene Ontology annotation, cellular component: nucleolus; cytoplasm; nucleus.